CGACCUCCUCCUUUUCCGCAGCAUCCAGUGAUCCGGGUCAACAGCAUCAAUGUAACAGUUUAACUUUAUGGCGUCCCCUCGCCCGAACCAGGGACCCUCUGCACACAUCAACAACAAUCACCCACGAAGCAUCGUUACCCCAUCGCUCCACAAAAGCCGCGGCUCUUUGGGAACCACUACUUCAAGUCUCAGAGCACGUGACGUCACCGACUGAAAGGCUGCUGGCGCGCACCACCGCUACCUAGCUAGCCAUUUCACAUCGGUUACAUUUACUCCAUGUGUAACUCUGUGUUGUUGUCUGUUCACACUGCUAUGCUUUAUCUUGGCCAGGUCGCAGUUGUAAAUGAGAACUUGUUCUCAACUAGCAUACCUGGUUAAAUAAAGGUGAAAUAAAAAAAAUAAUAGAAAAAAUCAAGUUUGCAGACAACACAACAGUAGUAGGCUUGAUUACCAAUGAUGACGAGACAGCCUACAGGGAGGAGGUGAGGGCUCUGGGAGUGUGGUGCCUGGAAAACAACCUCUCACUCAACGUCAACAAAACAAAGGAGAUGAUCGUGGACUUCAGGAAACAGCAGAGGGUGCACCCCCUGUCUACAUCAACGGGACAUCCUGUUAAGCUGUAUCACCGCCUGGUACAGCAACUGCACCGCCCGCAACCGCAAGGCUCUCCAGAGGGUGGUGCGGUCUGCCCAACGCAUUACCGGGGGUAAUCUACCCGCCCUCCAGGACACGUACAGCACCAGAUGUCACAGGAAGGCCAAAAAGAGCAUCAAGGACAUCAACUACCCGAGCCACUGCCUGUUCACCCCACUAUCAUCCAGAAGGCGAGAAAUGAAGAGGCUGUGUCUUUUGUUUUUUUUCUAUGUUGCUGCGACCUUCGCCAGUGCUGAUGAGAUGAAAGCAGCCACAGUGUACUGGGAUGCUACACAUAAGACUGUACAACUGAGAGAAGGAGUGAUAGAAAAAGAGGGGGAUGCAUAUGGAUACCUCAAUGACAGCCUCUCUCAAACGGGCUGGAGUGUACUGGAGAUCCGUGCAGGGUAUGGGGAGACCCUUGAGCAUGAUGAGGUCACCUACUUCCUUGCGGGAUACCUAGAGGGCUUCCUCACUGCACCGCAAAUGAUUAGUCACUACGCCAACAUGUAUCCCCAGCUGAUCAAGGACCCCAAAGUUUUAGGUCCAGUGGAGCGCUUCAUGGUGAAGCAGGACUCAUGGACCAGGGAGCAGGUGAAACUGAACAGGAGCACUGAUCCUCUGUGGCACCACACCGGCUUCAUAGUUGCCCAGAUGGACGGACUUCAGGCGGGGGUCGCACACUGGGCCAAGAAACAAGGGAAAGAGCCUCUGUCCCUGUUUGCUGUCCAGUUCCUGAAUGCGGUGGGAGAUCUGCUGGACCUGAUUCCAGCCCUGGUCCCUGGCACUGAGCCUCCUCUCGGACAUUUCAAAUUACCCGGAAUGGGCCACUGCUCUGCCCUCAUUAAGAUGCUCCCUGGGUUUGAGAACCUGCUGUUUUCCCACUCUAGCUGGUAUACAUACGCUGCCACCAUGCGCAUCUACAAGCACUGGGACUUCCACCUCAGUGAGCCCCACACUGCCACGGGCAAGCUGUCCUUCAGCAGCUACCCAGGCUUCCUGGUGUCUCUGGAUGACUUCUACCUCCUGGGCAGUGGCCUGAUGAUGACCCAGACCACCAACAACAUCUUCAACACGUCCCUCUUCUCCCAGGUCACGCCCCACAGCCUGCUGGCCUGGCAGAGGGUGCGUCUGGCCCACACCCUGUCACACACUGGGGAGCAGUGGGCCAAUACCUUCUCCAGAUACAACUCUGGCACCUAUAACAACCAGUACAUGAUAGUGGACAUGAGAAAAGUGACCCUGGGCCACAGUAUAGAGGAUGGGGCUCUGACAGUGGUGGAGCAGAUUCCUGGCCUGGUAGAGUUCUCUGACCAAACUCGGGCCCUGCGCAGGGGUUACUGGCCAUCGUAUAACGUGCCUUUCCACCCAAAGAUCUACACCCUGAGUGGCUAUGGGAAGAUGUGGGAGGAGUACGGGGAGGACUUCUCCUAUGACCUCUGCCCCCGGGCCAAGAUAUUUCGUCGGGACCAGGCUGAGGUUAAGGACCUGGACUCCCUCAAACACAUCAUGAGAUACAACGACUACAAAAAUGACCCCUACUCCAAGGGUGACCCAUGCAAGUCCAUCUGUUGCCGUAAUGACCUGAGAGAGAAAGACCCCAGCCCAGGAGGAUGCUAUGACACCAAGGUGACUGAUUUCCACAUGGCGCAAGAGUUCAGAGCGGAGGCGGUGAACGGUCCCACGACGCAGGGUGACCUCCCUCCCUUCUCCUGGGAGAACUUCAAUAGUACGGCUCACCAGGGUCUGCCAGACCACUACGACUUCCCCUUCAUCAGCAUGCAGCCUGCACUCUUCAUGCCCUGAGAGAGGUGCCAUAGGGGAGGAGGGAAAAGGUUGGAAGAGUUGCCUAUGGGGUUAGGGUAAUGGAGGAGGGAGGUUAAUGCAGAUAGACUUUAAUACUAUCAUCUUUAUUUACAGUCCAAUAUAGUAAAUCAGCCUCGGGGAGAAAUGCUGCAAUAAUGAUCAAGCUUCAAGGAAUUCUUAUUUUAUCUGUGUUUUGUCUAUAGCCUACCUACUUUUUUUUCUUCAUGCACUCAGUUGACCUAUGUCUUGGACAUUGACUACGAGUUGCUGCUGUACUGCCGUCAUUUAGACAUAUUUUGAAAGAUGCUGAAUCAAUGUAGAAAAUUAUUGAAGCCUGGUUUGUUCGGUGCCAAAUACUAUUUUUUUUUCUUAUUCAGGUCAAUGACCUAAACCUAGAUUAAAAUUCAGUACCCUUUGUAUUAUAAUCAAAUCCUGACCCUGAAACUAAUUACAAUCAUGUUGUCAUAUGUUGAAUUCACUAUAUGAUAAUAUCAAUGCAAUUCUCAGGGCUCUUAAUCUCAUGUUUCAUGUUUGUUGCAUGGCCUGCUGCUACGGUGGGAGUUUCUAUUUUUAUACAUGAGAGAAUAUUUUUGAACUUUGUACUUGUUUGAUGUCUUGGAAAGCUGCACUUCAGAAAUGUAUUUUUUAUGAUCAUUGUUAAUAAAUUUGAACAGUGCCCAUAACUUU
This is a messenger RNA of Salvelinus fontinalis (brook trout), 3126 nucleotides long. RefSeq names its product phospholipase B domain containing 1a (gene plbd1a). The transcript is spliced from 12 exons. The record is from RefSeq and is a predicted model, not a curated record. Gene Ontology annotation, molecular function: glycerophospholipase activity. Bases 832 to 2439 code for a protein of 535 amino acids. Lineage: Eukaryota; Metazoa; Chordata; Actinopteri; Salmoniformes; Salmonidae. Gene Ontology annotation, cellular component: extracellular region. Gene Ontology annotation, biological process: phospholipid catabolic process.